CCCGCCAGGGUACUACUACCGGCGGGGCUACGGCACGGGGCAGCGCAACUGGCUCAUCUUCCUGCCGGGCGGCGCGUGGUGCUACUCGGUGCGCUCGUGUCGCAGGCGCGCGCUCACGCUGCUGGGGAGCUCCUCGCUGUGGCCGCACCCGUCGCACCCCGACUUCAACACUCAGCUGAAGCGGCUGACGGGGUACGGCAUGGACGGCAUGCUGCACGGCAGCGCGGCCGUCAACCCGCGCUUCUUCAACUGGCACGUCGUGCUCAUCGCCUACUGCGACGGCGCCGCCUUCUCCGGCACGCGUGGCCGCUUCAACGCCUCCCGCUCUGCCACGCUCGUGGCGGGCGGCAGAAGCAUCCUCAAGUCCGUCAUCCGCCAUAUGCGGGUGGCGCGGGGGAUGCAGGGCGCGCAGCGGGUGGUGGUGGCGGGGUGCUCGGCGGGCGCGCAGGCGGUGGCCAUGCAGUGCGACACGCUCGCCCGCCUGCUGCCCACCGCCGCCGCCAAGCGCUGCCUCAUGGACGGCGGCUUCUUCCCCGACAUGCGGGAUGUGAGUGGCACGUUCUUCAUGCGCAAGGUGGCACAGCGCCUCGUGGCCAUCCACAACAUCUCCGCUGACCCCGCCUGCCUUAGAGGAGAGGGCCCUGACGGGCGGUGGAAGUGCUUUUUCCCCGAGCACGGGCUGAGGUACGUGACAACGCCGCUGCUGCUGGUCAACUCGGUCAACGACGCCGACGCCAUCAACCUGCUCAACCUGCACUCCCCCACGCGCCGCCGCCUGCGCCGCUGCCUCGCCAGCCUGGCGGGCGGCGGCAGCAUUAAGCAGUGCGCCAAGGAGGACGUGGGCAUGGCGCUGGCAUAUGCUGUCCGCGUGGCAGGGCUGGCGAGGCAGGUGGCGCAGCAGAACGCGGCGGUGAAGCCGUUUCUGUACCGCGAGCGCAUGCACUGCGCCACGCUGGUGAACCGGUGGAUUCACGGGCUAUGGCUGCUCAAAAUGCAGUUCCCACCCAUUCACUUAUACAUGGCAAGUGAGCAUGGGAGGAGCACGACGGUCGAUACCAAUACCGAACUUGUUUCAAUCGCGCAAUCAUCAAUGUCAAUUUCAAUUUCCGUCGCCUGCAUGCCACACGCCAUCCGUUCUUGCCUCCACUCUCCUGAUCUGCCCGCCAUGGCUCCUCCCAAUCCACCUCCGAUCUUCACCUCUCGCGUUAGACGGUUGUCGCGUCAUCCUCUCCUGCUUUCCCUCGCGGCUCUUCUCGCCCUUAAUCUCCUCGCCGUCGCAGCCGCCGCGUCCGACCGACUGUACCUCGCGCACGAGGCGCGCCUCGCCGCUGCGAGCGAUGCGGAAGCCGCCACGAACCGAUUCGCGGCGGGAGCGAGCGGACGGGGCGAGCUGUGGUUCGAGCAGACGCUGGAUCACUUCAAUCCCGCCGUACCUUACAAUGCCAUCUCACAUGACACGUGGCAAUCCAUGUUGGGGUGCAUGCUUCUGCAUGCCACGUGGCAGGACGGGCGCACCUUCCGGCAGCGGUACCACGAGGACUUGACGCACUUCAACGCCGCUGCGGGCGGCCCCGUGCUGCUCGCCAUCUGCGGCGAGGCCCCCUGCAACGGCGUGCCCUCCGACUACCGCAUGGAGUUGGCCGCGCAUUUCGGGGCGGCCGUGGUGGCGUUGGAGCAUCGCUUCUACGGCCAAUCGCAGCCCUUCGCUGACCUGUCCACUGCCAGCCUGGCAUAUCUCUCGGCCAAUCAGGCACUGGCUGACCUGGCCACGUUCCGGCAGUUCUACCAGCAAAAGUUGGACCGGCUGUUCAACGGGUCUCACAACGGCGCCACGCGUGGCGGCGGCAGCAGCAGCAAUGGGGCCUCGGAGCGGCAGUGGGUGGUGACGGGGGUGUCGUACGCGGGUGCUCUGAGUGCAUGGGCGCGGCUGUCCUACCCGCACCUCUUCCGCGCCAGCCUUGCCUCCUCCGCUGUCAUCAACGUGAUCAAGGACUUCCAUGAGUUCGAGGCACAGGUGGUGCAGUCAGCGGGCCCGCAGUGCAGCGCCAUCCUGGCCAACAUCACCCGCCGUGUAGAGCACCGCCUCGCCUCGUCUCCGGAGGACCGUCAGGCUGUCAAGCAGCUCUUUGCUGCUGCCUCGGUGGAGCACGAUGGGGACUUCCUCUUCCUCCUCGCAGAUGCGGCUGUCUUUGCGUUUCAGUAUGGCCGCCCGGACCAGCUGUGUGACCCCCUCAUCCACGCUCAUGCCACGGGCUCUGAUACCAUGGAGGCUUUUGCAACCUACGUGCGUGACCUUUUCCUUGAUCACUUCGGAGCGGCCCCGUCUGACUACAACCGCCACGCCCUCGCCAACACGUCGCUCACAGCGCCCUCUGCCAACAUGCGCACGUGGCUGUACCAGUGCUGCUCGCAGAUGGCCUUCUUCCAAACGCCCGCCCGCAUCGGUCCUCGCAUUCGAUCCGAGGCUUUGAACAUGAGCUACUGGCAGGGCCUGUGCACAGCAGUGUACGGGGACCACCCGCGUGCGCUCUUCCCCGAUGUGGACGCCACCAACACCUUCUUUGGCGCCACCGCCAUCGCCUCGUCGCGCAUCUACUUCACCAACGGGUCGCAGGAUCCCUGGAAGCGCGCCUCGCGACUUAUUGGCACUGCUGCCAUGCCGAGCACGGUGGUGGAGUGUCACAACUGUGGGCAUGGGGUGGACAUGCGUGGCUGCCCCACCUGGCUCAACCACCACCACCCUCAUGGCGCCGACUCUUGCUCUGAUCCAAUGGCGUUGGCUCUUGUGAGGGGCCAUCUCAGGGGAGCUCUAGCGGUGUGGCUGCGACCCACCCCAGUGCUGCCGAGUGCCUCUGCUGCCUCUGCUGCCCGCGCUGCCAUGUGA
Molecule: messenger RNA, 2884 nt
Organism: Closterium sp. Yama58-4
Lineage: Eukaryota; Viridiplantae; Streptophyta; Zygnematophyceae; Desmidiales; Closteriaceae
Source: the annotation of a GenBank genome assembly